Molecule: messenger RNA, 1601 nt
Organism: Etheostoma cragini (Arkansas darter)
Lineage: Eukaryota; Metazoa; Chordata; Actinopteri; Perciformes; Percidae
Gene: hyi
Product: hydroxypyruvate isomerase
Exons: 8
Coding region: 163-978 (271 amino acids)
Biological process (GO): glyoxylate metabolic process
Molecular function (GO): hydroxypyruvate isomerase activity
Source: RefSeq, a predicted model, not a curated record
UGUUGUGCCGUCUUCUACAGUUUUGUUUUGGAGGUGAACGUAUCGGUUUCCGCCAACACGGCUAACUGCGGUUAGCUUAAUGCCGCCCUCCCCCGGCUGUUUUCGGGGUAAAAGUGCAGAAGUAAGGCACGCGCGGUCAUUGGUCUCUGCACCUAACACGGGAUGGCUCCGCUGAGGUUCUGUGCGAAUAUUUCCUGGUUGUUCACGGAGCUUCCAGACUUCAGCCAGAGGAUAUACGCGGCCGCCUCGGCCGGCUUUCAGGCGGUGGAGGCCGCCUGGCUCUACGACUGCGACCUGCCGGAGCUCCAGAGAGCCAGAGAGGCUACAGGAGUGGAGGUGAUCCUCAUCAACACCCCACCCGGAGAUGUAAAGGGAGGGGAUCUUGGUCUUGGAGCAGUCCCUGGAAGAGAGGCAGAGUUCAGACAGGGUCUGGAUCUGGCUUUGAAGUAUGCACGAGCUUUGGACUGCAAAAGAAUCCACCUUAUGGCAGGGAGACUUCCUGUGGGCUCGCACAGAACUGCGGUUGCCAAGGAGAUGGAGGCCAUCUUUGUGCAGAACCUAACCUACGCUGCUGAUAUCCUCUCAAAGGAAGGAAUCACUGGCUUGAUUGAACCAAUCAACACAAGGAUUACAGAUCCCAGGUAUUUUCUGGACUCGCCUCAUCAAGCAGCUGCAAUACUGGAGAAGGUUGGCAAGCCCAACAUCAAGCUGCAAAUGGACGUCUUUCACUGGCAAAUAAUGGAUGGAAACCUGACACAAAACAUACAUAAGUACUUCCCCCUUAUUGGUCAUGUUCAGGUGGCUCAGGUCCCGGGCAGGAAUGAGCCCGACAGCGGCGGAGAGCUUAGCUACAGCUACCUGCUGAAGACCCUGGAGGAGCACGGCUACCAGGGAUACAUCGGCUGUGAAUAUAAGCCACAAGGCUCCACAAAGGAGGGCCUGGGCUGGAUCAGAGACUACUGCACCCACAGCCGAUGAUGAGCCCAGCUGUCCAGUCACACAGCUGUCCCUGCGUCAAUGACAGGCUUCUUAUACUUUAUUAACUUCUUCUGCUACUUUACUGGGAGUAAGACAUUUUGUACACGUAGAAUAUAUAUGAUUUAAUUACAGGUCAUACUGUGUCUGAUACUGGUAUUAACUGGCUCAAUCCAAACUGCGACGUAUCCCGAUUUUCUUUACAUUAGUUGAACUUUUUUUUGUUGCAUAAAACUGCACUUAAAAAUCGGUCAGUUUUUUAAUGCUGCCUUUUAAAUCCAAAUUAGUGUUUAAUUUGUUUGAUAAAAAAAUGUUGAAAAUGGGGUGCCUAGUUAUAGAGCACACACCCCUAUUUAGAGCCACUUUCCUGCAUGUCAUCCCCCCCCCAUCUCUCUAAAUGCCCCAAAAAAAUCUUUUAAAAAAGAAGAAAAUUUCCUUUCAUUAGUUUUAAAUCCAACGAGCAGUUUGUUGGAUUUUAGCAGAAUACUUGAAGCAGCAGAACUGAGAACAGUCUCUCGGCUAUUUAUCGAAAAUGAUAUUGUUAUUGCGGUAUUUAUAAAAUAUUGCAUAUUUUCCUCAUAUCCUGCAGCCCGAGAUGAAAUGACAAGUAGUUUAUUGGUGUUUCA